ACAUUUAGUCGUCAUUCUCAUCUUCGCACGCGCUGAAGUAUUACGGAAUUUGGCAAAUUCGGUCAAUUCAUUGAAUAAAUGGUGGCAAUCGUGAAGGAUUACAAAUUACAUAAAUAAAUUGCGUGAUGACAGACUACAGUGAAAUUGUGAAAUUUAUUAUGAUAUCGUGACCUUCUCGUGGGAUAAGAAUCAAGUACAACUUAUUACAAAUAAUCUCCAAGGAUGAGUGCUUUUAGAAAAUUGAAACUCGUGACGUCACAGUAUCCCGUUCUGCGAGGGAUGAUUGCGUACAGCGUCAUCUGGCCGACAGGUUCACUAAUUCAGCAGGCAAUAGCGGGAAAGCGAUGGGAAACAUUUGACUUCAAGAAAUGUCUUCACUUCUCGCUGUACGGAUCUCUAUUUGUGGCUCCAACGCUGUACAUGUGGGUGCGCUUCUCAUCUCGUCUGUGGCCAGCGACGAAUCUGCGUGCAGGCAUAAAGAAGGCAUUGAUUGAGCAGGUCACUUACGGUCCCAUGGCCAUGACCAGCUUCUUCCUCUUCAUGCCACUGCUCGAGGGCCGAACGCUGCAGCAGGCGAUAGAAGAAGUGCGCGUGAAAGUGCCUCAAACGUGGAAAGUUGCCAUUUGCUUCUGGCCAAUUUUCCAAACCAUCAACUUUUCCUAUAUUCCUGAGCGCAAUCGCGUGCCAUUUGUCGCCACCGGAAGUCUGCUGUGGACCAUCUUUCUCGCCUACAUGAAUCAAUGCGAAAUGGAGAAGCUGAAAGCGAAGAAACUGGCCAAAGAGAAACUCACCGCCAAAACACAAGAGAAUCUUUCGAAUUAGAAAAAUAUUGGAUGCUGUAUAAAUUAUUGUGUGGAUGUUUAGGUGAAAUUUAAUGAAAUCUGUAGUAUAUCUUAUUAUACAAUCGGGUGAAUAAGAACACAUUGUGAUUACCAAGAUUAGACAGAAAAGUCUUAUUUUUGACAAGAUAAACAGAGGAUUUCCUUACAUAAGCAUUGUGAUAUCUUUAUUAUGAACUUGCCAUCAUAUCAAUGAGAUCAUAAACGGGCGGAACUAUAGCCAUUAUUACUAAAUAAGUCGAAUUCUUCAGGGGAAGAAUCUUGAUUUUACGAUUCUAUUUAUUCUAUGAACAUUUGAAUGGUUUUACGUGGAUCUUGAUUUUUUUGUGCAACUAUAAAAUAAUACUGAAUCAAAUACUACAAAUUUUAUAACGAACAUUCUACGUGAAAUCUGCAUCUAUUUUAUUAUUUACAGUCCAAUUUGCAUAAACAACCAUUUUCCGAAAAUAUACAAAAAUUGAUAUUACACAAAGAAACAAAAAGUUCUUAGAGAUGCUCGAUAAGACUACUCUAGAAUUUAUCUAACUCCAAUUCGUAGAAUGCAUAACAAUCUUUAGGAUCAGGACAGAGUCAGCCACUACUUUCUGCUUUUCCCACAUUUCCGCUUGAUAUAAAAUUUAAGUGUGUGUCGUGUUUAAGGAAGAAUAGCAUUUUAAUUGUGAUCGCCAAGGGAAAUUGUAAACUGCAUGUUGUUCUCGAUGGCCUGAGAAGCGUCCUGGGGCAU
Phlebotomus argentipes is the source of this 1563-nucleotide messenger RNA. RefSeq names its product mpv17-like protein. The transcript is spliced from 2 exons. The record is from RefSeq and is a predicted model, not a curated record. NCBI's taxonomy places the organism in Eukaryota, Metazoa, Arthropoda, Insecta, Diptera, Psychodidae. The coding region runs from base 223 to 822 and encodes 199 amino acids. Gene Ontology annotation, cellular component: membrane; cytoplasm.